CUAAGGUUUUGCGGAGUCAAGAUUCGGUCUCUCUAGCCACAUGGCUGAAUGGUGAAGAAAAGCGGUAAAUUUGCCUGAUAUUUUAGGUUGUUUACCUUUGGAAGAACGCAGGAAACCUUCGCGGACACAAUCUGAGACUAUCUGCUCUUCGUGUGUGGGGUUCAAGGUUGUUCGUCGGCUGAAGGUUGCCUUGUGGAAUUGUUUGAAAUACGUCGACGUAACAACACGUUCAACUCCGUAUUAUGACUGAAGUCGAAAGCGUUCCUAAGACGAAACUUGAUAUCGUGGAGGGUAAAAAUCAAGUUAACAACAGUUGUGGACAUGAUGAAGAACACGUCAAAGUCGAAAACCAUACUGCUGCAGUAGAAGACAACGAUAUUUCAAGCGAAAACACUUCGCAGAAAGAGGGGAAUCGCAAUGAUCCUAUGGAAGUACCUCCCCCGCCGAAAAAUCCUUGGACAAGACACUUGAAAAGCAAUGGCGAAAAAGAAGAAGCUGCGAAACCAACUGUUGUGAAAGCCGCUAAACGCAAGGGCAAGGGCAGUGAGUUCACGGAUAUCACAAAUUGGCCAACUCCUGGCGAAUCUACGGCUUCCUCUAAGGACGGAAAGGCCUCUGUUAAUAAGAAAGAAAAUGCUGAAAACGAACUGUCUGGAGACGAUGAAAACCAGAAAACCACGCCGAAGAAAAAAGGUGGAAGACAUAAAUGGGUCCCACUGAACUUAGAAGGUGCUGAAAGUGCCUUAGAGAACUCUGCUAAUGAUUCGGGAGUGGAAAAAUCACCCACAUCACCUGAGGCCACCUCACCAACAACUGUUAACCCCAAGGCGACAAAGUCACCCACCACAAGGUUCAGUCCAGGAAAUGUGCCAGGCAAUGUGUCUCCUGUGAGGGGUGGCAGAGGGGGACGUGGUGGAGGAAGAGGUGGAGGACGAGGACGAGGACGACGUUCACCCAGAGGGGAUGGUAGUCAUCAGCAAAUGCCUUACAACCCAGCAUACCGUCAGUUUGGCUAUCAGAUGUACAAUGGAACAACUUAUUAUGCACAGCCCCAGUAUGCUGCAAAUCAGCCAUACAGCACUAGUUUUUAUUAUAACUCUGGUAACUAUAUGCCUGUCACACCUGCUGCCCCUGCCCCUGCCCCUGCUGCUGCUGCCGCCACUGCUAUAACUUUGGAUGAGAUGACACUCAAAGAAUAUAUUAAGAACCAGAUAGAGUAUUACUUUAGUGAACAGAAUCUUACCAAAGACAUAUUCUUGAGACGCCAGAUGGACUCUGAAGGCUUUAUACCUAUUGGACUUAUUGCAAGCUUUUAUCGGGUUCAGGCCCUUACGCAGGAUGUUAAUCUCAUUCUAGAGGCGCUGAGAGGCAGUGAAGCUGUUGAAAUUAUUGAUGGCAAAAUAAGGAAGAAAGAUAACCCUGCUAUAUGGGCCAUCCCUCCAGACCAACCAGUCACAGUUGAAAACACCAUUACGCAUGUUUAUGAGCCCAUGCCUUCCUUGAAGCAACAUGUCCCAGCAGAUAUUGGGGUGCAGAAUAGCAUGGAGGUACAAAAACAAGAACACACUGAUGGUGGAUUGAACAAUGAGAUUGUAAAACAAGGGCAGAAUGGAUUGGUGUUCAUUAACUCAAACAGUUAUUCAUCUGUCAGAGAGGACAAGCAGUUUGACUCUGAACUGAGAGUUGUAGAAACCAACAAGCGUGAUCCUGAAGCUUGGACAGAGGUAAAAAGACGCAAACCGUCUUCAACAAAGUCAGUGGAUACUAAGGUGAGCAGUUUUACCAAUGACCAAGAAGAGCUGGACUUUCAGUUUGAUGAAGAACUAGAACACCAAGGCAAACAGCCAACAAUAUGCUCCUCUGAUUGGGAUGAUGAUUCAGAUGACGAAAUUGACGAUCAAGACAUACACAAAAUAAUGAUUGUGACGCAGACCCCACCUCCUAUUAAGAAACAUGACAGGACAGGAAACUAUGUCACCAGAGUAAAAAUGACGCAGGAGCUCUCUAAAGCAAUUAAUGAUGGUCUUUAUUACUAUGAGCAGGAUCUUUGGGAUGAUAGUGAUGACAGUUACCUAAAUAGAAAGAUGGUUCUUUCUUCAUCAAUGAAACGCGUAGAACUAGUCAGUCAGGACAAAUUUAACACACAGCGUGAUGCCCUGGAACCUCAAAGAGCUCGUUCAUUCACUGAGGCAGAGUUCCCUCCACCCAGCCCUCCUGUCACAACAGUUCCUCAUGCUACAUUAUCACCUUCAGCUGAAGUGUUCCGUCCAAGAGCAAACACUGCCCCCUCUGAACCUGUGUCUAGGUCUCUUCCAACCACUGUACCCGAGUCUCCUACCCAAGAAAAUCGGCACGGAUCCCGUACUCCCAAGAGGAAGGAUGUCAAAGUAGCUCCAAGGUUUUUCCCUGCAUUCAGCAAGGAGAAUCUUAGUGACCAGGGUCCAAAGAAAAGAAAGACAAAAUACAGUCAGAACCCACCUGUUGAACAGCAUGUUGGUUGGGUUAUGGGAAGCCGGGAUUAUCCGCCACCUAGAAGUCCAAGCCUCAGUGUCUCUGAGGGUAUGACUCCUGUGGUUGGAAGUUAUGGGUCAGUGCCGCAGCCAAUACCACGUUUUCAGCACCCUUCACAUGAACUUCUCCAAGAUAAUGGGUUUACUCAACAACGGUACCAUAAAUAUUACAACAAGUGUCUGAAAGAGAGGAAGAAGCUUGGAAUUGGUCAGUCUCAAGAAAUGAACACCUUGUUUAGAUUCUGGUCAUUUUUCCUGAGAUCACAUUUUAAUAGGAGAAUGUACGAAGAGUUCAAAAUGCUGGCUGUAGAGGAUGCUGCAGCUGGUUAUAGGUAUGGCCUGGAGUGCCUCUUCAGAUUCUUUAGCUAUGGCCUUGAAAAGAAGUUCAAAGCUGACUUGUUCAAAGAUUUCCAGACAGAAACGUUAAGAGAUCAUGACCAAGGAAACCUUUAUGGUUUAGAGAAGUUUUGGGCAUUCCUUAAAUAUUACAAAGGCAAAGCAAGAUUUGAGAUUGACCCAGAUCUGCAAAAACGCCUGGAUAAGUACAAGACAAUAGAUGACUUCAGGAAUGAUCCUAUGAAUCAGUUCCCAGUUGAUCCGCACAGCAACAAACCACGGUCACGGCAUAAUUCACACGGUGACAAAUAUGACCAUCCUCCCACCAGUAGCAGGGAAGAGCAGAAAACAACUAUAGAGGAAGAAAAAAGUGGAAAGGAAGAACAAAAGACUGGUAAAGAGGACAAGAAGGGUCAGAAAAGCACUGAGAGUAGUGAUUCGAGAAGGAAGAGUGCAGAACGCAAAGUUGAAAAGCAGAGCUCAUCUGAUGAAAAAGAUAAGAAGACAGCUGCAGCGAGUAAACAUGCUUCUGAAAAUGUAACUUCAGAAUCUGCUGGUGCUAAAGCAGGUCUAGUUAAAGCCACUUCCGGUAAAUCCCCGUCUGGUAAAGCUACUUCUGGAAAAUCAUCUUCCGGCUCGGGAUCUUCCGGGGAAAGAACGAAUGUUAGCAAACGGGAGAGUUCUCAACAAGGAUCUGUAGCCACUGAUAAAGUGGCCGCCUCCUAGGGAGGAGAAACAAACCAUGAAGACUUGAGUAAAGCAAUUGACUUCAUUCCAAUUUAAUACCAUAAAAAAAAAAAGUUAAAAGAUGAAAACACUGAAAAAAAAGUACAUGGAAAUAUUACUAGUGGACCGUUAACUGUCACACUUCUGGUUGUGAUUGGUGAGAAGGCACUUCCUGAACACAAAUGAGUAUCAAGACAACUGCUACUUGAGAAGUGAAGAAGGUGGCAUGUAUUCCAGAUUUCAAGAAAUGGCGUUUGAGAACUUUAGUAGCAGUGCAUUAUUGUCGUGGCAUGUUGUGGACUCAGCCAAGGAUACCAUAGAGGAAUAAUGAUCAACUGAAUAAAAAAACACAUUAAGAUACCAGAGCAAGAACAAAAACCUUCUUGGUUAGGAAGGUUGUUUUUGUCCAUGUCAAUCAUUCAACAGAUACCUGCACAAAUUGAAUAUACUCCGUGGAGUCAAUAUUCGGAGUACUUCGGUCAUCCUGGCUCAGAGACGAAGCUGUUAUUUAACAAGAGUAAAAUUGAACUUCAUUUUAAAUUACCUUCUAAGUUCAUGCACUCCUUCGUUCCCAUGGUGAUCAUUCUUCAUUCACUCUCAACUUGGUCAGGUUAGGAGAUGGAGACCUGAUUAUCCAAAGAAAAUAUAUUCUUCGAGCACUGUUAUGACGAUCCCACUAGAGCAGCUGAGGGAUUCCCUCAAACGCUAGAAAACUAUUAAAUUAUUUUUAUCAUUGUCAAGGUGAGUUGAACUGUCGGUGUUGUUAUUAUUUUGGUUGAACAUAGAGAAAAAUUAUUGAAUUAUACAUAGUGUGAAAAUUGCGCAAAAGAAACCACCUUUGAGUAUCAAAUGCUUCAAUUGGGGCAAAGCUUUGUAAUCUCUUCACUAGUUCUCACUUCUAGGCCUUGGCUAUCUUUUUCAUCGUUAGACUAAGUUUGGGAUAGGGUACUUGCAGAUAAUGAAAGACUGGAAAUAUUUCUUUUGCAAGGAAAAACUUCAGGGCACAGGAGUUGUUAAGGUAGCUGUGUUGUUCGAAGGGAUCUGUCAGUUGUAGACGACUUCAAAGCCUUAGGUUUGACAUAGUGGUUUGCACUGUUGAUUUGACAGAGCUAGGAUUGUGUUCGGUUUGUUAGACGGGUGAGGUGGUAAGUGAAGUGGAAAAAGCGAGAAGUUAAUCUAUAACUUCGAUCCAAGAAUUGAAUGACAUGUUGCGGACCUUUGAAAAAUUUCUUUUACAGAAGAUUAUAUGAAUUCGAAUAAGCUGGCCUUAAGUAUUAAACGGAACCUAUCAGGUGAACAUGUCUGUAAUUAUCGCGAAACUCGGAAUCACUGCUUUAGAGAAUUGAUCAAUUUAUUGAGGUUUGCUAUGUGAUUUUUUUCAUGUGAAAAACAGAAAUAAUCUGAAGUUAGAUUGCUUCAAAACGUACCUUAGUCGUACCUUGCGAAGGAAUUAUCUUUACUUUGGUAUUAUCAAAUUUGGUUGCGUGUCGUGGUUCGAAUUUGCGUGUCUUGGAACGUUCUGGUGGCGUUAAGUCGCUUGCGUGACGUUACAAGGGUGACAGGAAAAAAGGGAAUGACGUAAGGGGUGCGUUUGAAACGCGGUUAGCUUGUUGCAAUUAGGAUAUUUUUUUGUAAGUGAAUCGAGUUGAUAAUCAAGUUCUUUUUCUUCAAACUUUUUAACUGUCUUCUAAAUUAUCUUGCAAGGUCUACCCACCGAAACAAUAUAGCGGUAUGAUUUAGCUGUACAUAGAGAUCUCUAAGUUAUUAUAAUCGCCCAAUAUCUCUUCAGUUAAAAGUUGGAGUUGAACAAAAUAUAGAAGCUUUGGUCACCGGCAGUUUAUAAUUGAAAUUACCUUGCAGUUUACAAUGAUUGUUAAGAUUUCUUUUUGCGACAAGGUAAAUUAAAUUUAUGUUGAUUUUAAAACGAGUUACACCUUCACAAGCAUUCUUGUAGCAUGAGCUCAUGUCUGCAUUUUCAAAGGUGUAAUUCCAGUAGUUUGUAGCAUUAUGAAAUUGAAAGUUGUUUCGCAUUUGAGGACAGAAAUUUGGUCGAUUUGUUGGUUUGGGCAAGAGCAGAGAUUAGUAUAAUUUUGGAAAUUGUAAAAUUUAAAUUUACAAUUGGAAGAGACUUCCUCUUUUGGGCGAAAUUAUUGUUGGCCCGAGUUUUGGGCACUUCUCCGCUCGUGCGCUUUCCUGAUCGGUUGAUCAGUUUGGAGACUUUCGGCCACUCUAUGAGAACUUCCCAAGAGUAUUUUUCUUCCGAUUGUAUUGCGACAACAGCUUAUUGUGUGACAAACUUGAGUAAUUUGAAUUAGGUUAUUUAUCGCGUUUUACCGCCCAACACUUAGAGGAAAAUUUUAAGGGACUGCUAACUUAUUUAGUGACGUAAUUUGUAGCUUCUUUAGACUGUGUGCACCUCUUAGUGGAUCGAAGACCAGCGUGAACAUAGCCUCGUGAUGCGUGAGCAAAGAACCUUGUUACGCAAUGUCCUGGUCUUCGAUUGAACUGGAAAGUUUGGUCGCAGUUAUGGCUCGUUAACUUGCAGUUCUUGGUAUUCACUUAAUUGCGAGGGUUCAUUAUGUUGUAGUAGUGGUAGUUGUACAAAGGUAAUCACCAAAAAAAAUCAAAUAAAUCUAUUUUAAAACAACA
Molecule: messenger RNA, 6221 nt
Organism: Pocillopora damicornis (cauliflower coral)
Lineage: Eukaryota; Metazoa; Cnidaria; Anthozoa; Scleractinia; Pocilloporidae
Product: la-related protein 1B
Biological process (GO): mRNA stabilization; positive regulation of translation
Cellular component (GO): cytoplasmic stress granule; cytosol
Molecular function (GO): RNA cap binding
Source: RefSeq, a predicted model, not a curated record